UGACCAGAAGUCAUACUUCUGAUUUGUCCUUCAAGAUGGUGCUUUUGGCAUAAGGAAGUUGAAGGGCAUGCUACCCUGUGGCUACAGAGGGGACACUGGAGGAACUUGGCUGAGGGAGACCCAGAGAUGGAGUGCAGAGAAGUCCCCAGCUCAAGUUCUGCUUUGGGUUCCCCCAGCAGCUGUUUGGAGUAUUGUUCUUCUUUCCUGAGUGUCUGGAUCUGUGGCCACCUGGGGCAGGUGCUAUCAUGUCAUGGUUUAGUGGCCUCCUGGUUCCCAAAGUGGAUGAACGGAAGACAGCAAGGGGAGAACGCAACGGGCAGAAGCGCCCACGCCAUGGGACUCGGGCCGGUGGCUUCUGCACACCCCGCUACAUGAGCUGUCUGAAGGAUGCAGAGCCACCCAGCCCCACUCCUGCGGCUCACACUCGGUGCCCCUGGCAGGAUGAGGCCUUCCUCAGGAGGGCUGGCCCAGGCAGGGGCAUGGAGCUGGGGCUGCGGUCAGUGGCCUUGGGUUUUGAUGACACUGAGGUGACAACACCAGUGGGGACAGCUGAAGUGGCACCUGAUACAUCGCCUAGGAGCAGUCACUCCUGCUGGCACCGUCUGGUGCAGGUUUUCCAGUCUAAGCAGUUCCGCUCUGCCAAGCUGGAGCGUCUGUACCAGCGGUACUUCUUCCAGAUGAACCAGAGCAGCCUCACGCUCCUCAUGGCGGUGCUCGUGUUACUCACAGCUGUGCUCUUGGCUUUCCACGCUGCACCUGCCCCGCCUCAGCCUGCUUAUGUGGCCCUGCUGACCUGUGCCGCCACCCUGUUUGUGGCACUCAUGAUACUGUGUAACCGACACAGCUUUCGCCAGGACUCCAUGUGGGUGGUGAGCUAUGUGGUUCUGGGCAUCCUAGCAGCUGUGCAAGUCGGGGGUGCCCUGGCAGCCAACCCACGCAGCCCCUCAGCAGGCCUUUGGUGCCCUGUGUUCUUUGUCUACAUCACCUACACGCUUCUUCCCAUCCGCAUGCGAGCCGCAGUGCUCAGUGGCCUGGGCCUUUCCGCCUUGCAUUUGAUUUUGGCCUGGCAGCUCAACCGUGAUGACCCCUUCCUCUGGAAUCAGCUCGGUGCUAAUGUGGUGCUCUUUCUCUGCACCAAUGUCAUCGGCAUCUGCACACACUACCCUGCUGAAGUGUCUCAGCGCCAAGCCUUUCAGGAGACCCGAGGUUACAUCCAGGCCCGGUUGCACUUGCAGCAUGAGAAUCGCCAGCAGGAACGGCUGCUGCUAUCGGUGUUGCCCCAGCAUGUUGCCAUGGAGAUGAAAGAAGACAUCAACACAAAAAAAGAAGACAUGAUGUUCCAUAAGAUCUACAUCCAGAAGCAUGAUAAUGUCAGCAUCCUAUUUGCGGACAUCGAGGGCUUCACCAGCCUGGCCUCCCAGUGCACUGCGCAGGAACUGGUCAUGACCUUGAAUGAGCUCUUUGCCCGGUUUGACAAGCUGGCUGCGGAGAACCACUGUCUGAGGAUCAAGAUCCUAGGGGACUGUUACUACUGUGUGUCGGGGCUGCCCGAGGCCCGGGCAGACCACGCCCACUGCUGUGUGGAGAUGGGAGUGGACAUGAUCGAGGCCAUCUCGCUGGUGCGUGAAGUGACAGGUGUAAAUGUAAACAUGCGUGUGGGCAUCCACAGUGGACGCGUGCACUGCGGUGUCCUUGGCCUGCGGAAAUGGCAGUUUGAUGUAUGGUCCAACGAUGUGACCCUGGCCAACCACAUGGAGGCUGGGGGCCGAGCUGGUCGCAUCCACAUCACUCGGGCCACACUGCAGUACCUGAAUGGGGACUAUGAGGUGGAACCAGGCCGUGGUGGUGAGCGCAACGCGUACCUCAAGGAGCAGUGUAUCGAGACCUUCCUCAUCCUGGGCGCCAGCCAGAAACGGAAAGAGGAGAAAGCUAUGCUGGCCAAGCUGCAGCGGACACGGGCCAACUCCAUGGAAGGACUGAUGCCACGCUGGGCGCCUGACCGUGCUUUCUCCCGGACCAAGGACUCUAAGGCAUUCCGCCAGAUGGGCAUUGACGAUUCUAGCAAAGACAACCGUGGUGCCCAAGAUGCUCUGAACCCUGAAGAUGAGGUGGACGAGUUCCUGGGCCGUGCCAUUGAUGCCCGUAGCAUCGACCAACUGCGUAAGGACCACGUGCGCCGGUUCCUGCUCACCUUCCAGAGACAGGAUCUUGAGAAGAAGUAUUCACGGAAAGUAGAUCCUCGCUUUGGAGCCUAUGUCGCCUGUGCCUUUUUGGUUUUUUGCUUCAUUUGUUUCAUCCAGCUCCUCAUAUUUCCACACUCAACCAUGAUGCUUGGGAUCUAUGUCAGUAUCUUCCUGCUGUUGCUGGUCACUGUGCUGAUCUGUGCUGUGUGCUCCUGUGGUUCUCUCUUCCCCAAGGCCUUGCAACGUCUGUCCCGCAGUAUUGUCCGCUCACGAGCACACAGCACAGCAGUUGGCACCUUUUCAGUUCUGCUUGUGUUCAUCUCUGCCAUUGCCAACAUGUUCACCUGUAAUCACACCCCAAUAAGGACCUGCGCAGCCCGCAUGCUGAAUUUAACACCAGCUGAUGUCACUGCCUGCCACCUGCAACAGCUCAAUUACUCUCUGGGACUGGAUGCUCCCCUGUGUGAGGGCGCCGCACCCACCUGCAGCUUCCCUGAGUACUUCGUCGGGAAUGUGCUGCUGAGUCUUUUGGCCAGCUCUGUCUUCCUGCAUAUCAGCAGCAUCGGCAAGCUGGCUAUGACCUUUGUCUUGGGGUUCAUCUAUUUGGUGCUGCUUUUGCUGGGUCCCCCGGCCACCAUCUUUGACAACUAUGAUCUACUGCUUGGUGUCCAUGGCUUGGCUUCCUCCAAUGAGACCUUUGAUGGGCUGAACUGCCCAGCUGUAGGGAGGGUGGCACUCAAAUAUAUGACCCCUGUGAUUCUGCUGGUCUUUGCCCUGGCACUGUAUCUACAUGCACAGCAGGUGGAAUCAACUGCCCGCCUGGACUUCCUCUGGAAACUGCAGGCAACAGGGGAGAAGGAAGAGAUGGAGGAGCUCCAGGCAUACAACCGACGGUUGCUGCAUAACAUUCUGCCCAAGGACGUGGCUGCCCACUUCCUGGCCCGAGAACGCCGCAACGAUGAGCUCUACUACCAGUCAUGUGAAUGUGUGGCUGUUAUGUUUGCCUCCAUUGCCAACUUCUCUGAAUUCUAUGUGGAACUUGAGGCAAACAAUGAGGGUGUCGAGUGCCUUCGGCUGCUCAAUGAGAUCAUCGCCGACUUUGAUGAGAUCAUCAGUGAGGAGAGAUUCCGGCAGCUGGAGAAGAUCAAGACAAUUGGCAGCACCUACAUGGCUGCCUCUGGGCUAAAUGCCAGCACCUAUGAUCAGGUGGGCCGUUCCCACAUCACUGCCCUGGCAGACUAUGCCAUGAGGCUCAUGGAGCAGAUGAAACAUAUCAACGAACACUCUUUCAACAAUUUCCAGAUGAAGAUUGGACUGAACAUGGGUCCAGUUGUGGCCGGUGUCAUUGGGGCCCGGAAGCCACAGUAUGACAUCUGGGGAAAUACAGUGAACGUCUCCAGUCGUAUGGACAGCACAGGGGUUCCUGACCGAAUACAGGUGACCACGGACCUAUACCAGGUUCUAGCUGCCAAGGGCUACCAACUGGAGUGCCGAGGGGUGGUCAAGGUGAAGGGCAAGGGGGAGAUGACCACUUACUUCCUCAAUGGGGGCCCUAGCAGUUAGCAGAAUGCAGCUGAGAUUCAGCUGAAGGGACCAAGGUGGCCAUUGAGUGGACUUUCUGCUCAAUGGGUGGAGCUGCCGCAGGGGCCACUGAGCCUCCAGAUCUCGCUGACAGCAAAAGGGGCCAUCCCAGCAGGUUGUGCUUGGACCACGUUCGUCUGCCUUCAGAAUGGCGAAGGAAGAGGGGACACCAAGAGGAUUAUCCAAGUGACUUUCUCAAUUGGGGUAGGGGCUGUUUGCUCUCCUCAUUUUUGGAAGCAGAAGAGGGGGACAGCAGGAGCCAGGUAGCCCUCUUGUAUGAGGGAGCCAAAUGGCAACUCCCUAUGCCUACUGUUUCCCUGUCUGGGCAACAGGCUCAGGGCUGGGUCAUUCCUUUCCCUGUUUUUCCGGGGACUAUUUUGUACAAAGCCUGGGGCAGGCAUGAGGAACGCCUAUUCCAUGCUUGCCUUUGCUUGACUGUGUCCUCAGCACUGGUCCUGGGCAUUCCCAGCCCCAGCCAAGUCUCCUUCCUGGGCACAAGGCAGAGGAAGGAGGUGCUGUGGGGACCUAGCUCUGACCACAUUUCAGGGGAAUGUUUCCAUUUGCCAAAUCCUAGUCCCAUGAUCUGUCCCCAAAGGGGAACAAAGGGACCUCUGAUAGCGAAGAGUUAGCCCCGGUUCCUGCACGUUCCAGGAACAGGGGUAUCUGGCCUCAUUGGUACUGUGAAAAUGACCAGCCAGAGAGCAAACCUGUGUGUGGGGACAUCAGAAGAUCAGGAACUGGAUGUUCACCUGCAGGUGCCGAAGAGUGCAGGCGGCCAGGGAGGAGGAUGGUGCCACACUGACCUGAGGCCCCAGUGUGGCUGCAGUUGGCUCCUUUGACCCAGAUCUCCCUUGCUGUCUGCUGGCAAUGGGGCAUGGAGUGUCUCUACCCCUUGUAUUGCCAAAUAGAAAAGAGUCAGGGUUCCAAAAAAGAUGACCCUGACCCCAAACCUGGCCUCCUAAGUCCGGCACUAGGGAGGGCCUGUGCAUUUGUGUAAUUGUGUGUGCAUGUUGCUUUUUGUGUGUGUAUGUUUUCUAGGUCUCUGUGUGUCCAUGUGCCCCAGCUCCUCAGAUCCCCACUCAGGGCUGCCUCUCUCCUGGGGGCCUCUGCCUUCUGUUGUCAAGACAGGGUCUCCAUCAAGGAUGGAGAGAAAUGGCCAGGUUGCACAGGAGUGGGGUGGGGUAUGGUAGCAAAAUGAAGAGUGCUCUGGGGAGAGGAGUCCUUUUUGUGCCAAAUCCCUAAGUGCCAUUUGGGGGCCACAUGUGCAGUAUGACUGUCUCCCUGCCUAGAGCAGGGGCCCAAGCACCUGCUUAGUUUCUAGUGUUCCUUGCACUUGAACUGUUGAAGGUUUGUGAGGUAGAAGCUCAGGCAUUCCCUGGGUUCCUCAGCUUGUGUCUUGGGGUGUGGUAUACUUUCUGACUGGGUAGUGUGGGGUCCCUCUGAGGACCCAUAUUUUGGUACUAGGGGAUGGAGCCUGGGAAAUUUAAACUUGGCUUUCCCAAGCCUUCAGCCUGAAUCUAGCAUGGCUAGACUCUAGUCCUGGCUCCCAAUCCUCAUGAAGCCUGCAAGGGUUGGACUCCAGUCUCUUUCUGUCCUUGCCUUCCUUUUACUCCUGCAGCCUCCUUGACUCGGCCUGAAUUAGUUGGUGCCUUGGUUUGUCUGUCUGUACCUAUUUAAGCAGGAGGCAUAUGCCUCAGUUUUGAUUGGAGACCACUUUGUCUUAGACUCUGACAAGGCAGAGAGGAAAGUUUCAUGGGGGUACCGAAGGGGCAGGCAGUAUUCUUGCCUUUCCUCAUGCCUCUGCCACCAGUUCUCUGCAGAAGCCUGGUUUCUGGCUUGGUACUGCCUUCCCAGCAAUCUCCAUGUUUCAGUUGAUGAACCAAUGGGCGCUUGAUUAUCCAAGGUGCAGAAGAGGGAAGAUUAGCUGGUCCAGACAGAAAACUUUAUCUCCCUCGCUGGAUAGGAAGGGGUGGGAGUGAAUAAGCCAGAAUGGGAAGAGCUCAGCUUUGGGUGAUCUGUCAGUUUCUUGCCAGGUGGGAGGGGCCUGUCCAUACCCUGGCUCCCUGUACCACAGUGCCAGCCAUGGCCUUCUCCCGAGUUACCGUUGCCCCUUUCCUCACCGGUUGGUGGAGGAGUUGGGGUAAUGGGAGGCCAUGGGCUUUGGUUUUAUAAUGUAACCACUGUGGGAGCGAGGGAGGGUGGUGUACCAUGUAUUUCAGUGAAAUAUUUAAUAUAUUUAAAUAUCAAUAAAAUCAAACUCUUUGUUUAAAAAAA
Molecule: messenger RNA, 6038 nt
Organism: Cricetulus griseus (Chinese hamster)
Lineage: Eukaryota; Metazoa; Chordata; Mammalia; Rodentia; Cricetidae
Source: RefSeq, a predicted model, not a curated record